GUGAUGACAAACCUGAAACGUCAUAUAUGUGCGACGGACCAAACACACAUGUGGGUAGCAUGAUGGAUGUCGGAGUGUCCCCGGUUUUAGCUUUGCGGAAAUUUGGCUGCGAACAGAGUCUUCUGUCCCGACCCGAUGGCUCUUCUUCUUUUGUUCAAGGAGAUACAAGCGUUUUAGCGGGCGUUUAUGGACCAGCCGAAGUGAAAAUAAGCAAGGAGAUCUAUGAUCGAGCAACUCUGGAAGUCAUGAUCCAGCCUAAAGUUGGGCUGUCAGGUGUGCGGGAGAGAGCACAGGAGCACUGCGUCCGCCAGACCUGUGAAGCUGCCCUCAUGUCGACCCUCCAUCCGCGCUCAUCCCUCUCCCUCAUUCUUCAGAUCGUCCACGACGACGGCUCACUGCUCUCCUGCUGCCUGAAUGCCGCCUGCAUGGCCCUGAUGGACGCUGGGUUGCCUAUGUCCUGCCUGUUUUGUGGUGUGACGUGUGCCAUUGACCAGGAUGACCACAUUGUGACGGACCCCACUUCACAGCAAGAGAAGGAAAGCCGAGCCUUGAUGACCUUUGCUAUUGACAGCGCAGAACGUAAGGUGAUGAUGUCAUCGACAAGAGGAUCUUUUUCAGUUAAUGAGCUGCAGCAGUGUGUAGCACUCAGCCAGAGGGCAUCGGAGGAGAUCUUUCAGUUUUACAGAGACUCUGUCCGAAGACGGUAUUCCAAGACACUCUGAUUUAUUUUCCUCUCCAGCCCCUUUGCCUGUUUUUUCCGUGCUUGUUCAUUUCCUUUAAUAAAAUACCAUGCUGUAUAAGAA
This is a messenger RNA of Brienomyrus brachyistius, 803 nucleotides long. RefSeq names its product exosome component 5 (gene exosc5). Gene Ontology annotation, cellular component: cytoplasmic exosome (RNase complex); nucleolus; nuclear exosome (RNase complex). NCBI's taxonomy places the organism in Eukaryota, Metazoa, Chordata, Actinopteri, Osteoglossiformes, Mormyridae. The coding region runs from base 27 to 722 and encodes 231 amino acids. The transcript has 6 exons. Gene Ontology annotation, biological process: rRNA catabolic process; poly(A)-dependent snoRNA 3'-end processing; nuclear mRNA surveillance. The record is from RefSeq and is a predicted model, not a curated record.